AUGGACCGCCUGGCCCGGGAGGGAGUCAAGGCCAAGUACCUCAUCCCACCCUUCGUGACAAUGACCUCCCCAUCCCACUUCACCACAAUCUCAGGUCGCUGGAUUGAAGAUCAUGGAGUCAUACACAACAUGAUGUUUAACACUGAGACAAAAUGGAAGUACUCCUUCAAGACCACACUGAACAAGACUGAGUGGUGGGACAAUGGUGUUCUCCCCCUCUGGAUCACAGCCCAGAGACAGGGGAGGAAGACGGCGUCAUUCCACUAUCCUGGGGGAGGUGCUAAAUACAAGGGUGAAGCCGUCCAGAGGUCCCUGGUGGAGUCUUACACUCACCCAGACAGCAAUGAGACAGAGUGGAGGGAGAACAUUGAUAUUGUCAUGAACUGGUUCACUAAGGAAGACUUUGACUUUGUGACUCUGUACUAUGGAGAGCCAGAUAAUGUGGGACACAAAUUCGGGCCCGAGACGGAAAACAGAAGGGUAAUGAUUCAGCAAAUCGACAGAACCAUUGGGUACCUGGUGGAAGCCAUUGAGAGACACCGCUUGACUGAGCACCUCAAUGUCAUCAUCACAUCAGACCACGGCAUGACUACAGUAAAAAAGAAGCCCAAUGUCACUGAGAUCCUCUUGACCAAAUACAUCAAGUACAAAGACUUAGUCAAGUUUGAUAUUGUGGACUACGGAGGCUUUGGGAUGAUCCUGCCCAAACCAGGAAAAGAGGAAGCUCUUUACGAAGCGCUGAAGAAUGCACAUCCACACCUCCAUGUCUAUAAGAAGGAGGAAUUUCCAGAACGCUUCCACUAUGCUAAGCAUGAGCGAGUCCUGCCAAUCCUGCUGUAUGCAGACUCUGGUUACAACAUCAAUGGGCAACUUAUAAUUUAUUUCAACAAAGGAGACCAUGGCUUUGAUAAUGAUCUCGAGGACAUGAGGACCAUAUUCAGAGCUUUCGGGCCAGAUUUCAAGAAGAAUCACUUGGCUGAGCCUUUUGACAGUAUCCAUAUCUACCCACUCAUGUGUAAGCUCCUGGGGGUUACCCCUGAGCCCCACAAUGGCUCCCUGGCAAUCACCCAAGAAAUGCUUGUGGACCAGCAACCAGGAGCAAAGAUACAGAGGUCAUCUGCUCUCCAAAAUACAGCAAUAGGUCUGGGGACUACCACAGGAGUUCUUGCAGUUCUGUUUGUCACUGGUGUGACAUACACAGCCAUUCGUCGGAAAAAGAAACAGAGCGCUGAUCAAAACAGCAAAAGUGAACCAGUGAACCUGAACGAAAUCCCAAGAGUCGCCCUUUAG
Pipistrellus nathusii (Nathusius's pipistrelle) is the source of this 1290-nucleotide messenger RNA. Lineage: Eukaryota; Metazoa; Chordata; Mammalia; Chiroptera; Vespertilionidae. The record is from the annotation of a GenBank genome assembly.